AUGCUCAGCGCAGUCGAAAUAACGCUCGUCCAUACGAAGGACAAGGCAUCGGUGUUGUAUGCCGAAGUUGGAGGGGAUUUUCUUGAUCUUCUCUUCGGGUUGCUUUGCGUUCCACUUGGAUCCAUAAUCAAGACAUACGGUCAAUGGUCACAAAACGGGUCCAUCGAUGGUCUUUACAGAAAUAUUGACGAGAGCGCAAGAACAUGGAUGAAACAAGAAUGCCAAACGGUACUUCUAUCUCCCAAGUUGGCACCCUUCUUUGGGUGCAGCAGCAAUGUACUACAAAUAGAAGAGAUGAGUCCAAGAAGUCUGACCUUCAGAUGCUUCAAGUGUCAUGUAGUUGAAGCUGCAUACACAGGCGGUUGCAGUUGCUCUUACCCUGAUAAGAUUACUUUUGUGGAAUCGAACCCGAAGUUCAGAGGCAUAGGAAGUGACAGCACAGCUAAGGCAUAUGUCCAUGGAGGGCUCGGAAAGUUCCUGGUGACGAGCGACCUACGUGUCCUCGAUUUCACCAUGACCAACACUCUGCAAGUCAUGCGCGCAGCUAAGAUUCCCAAGGAGAAGCUUGUGGAGAAAGAGCUCACCCUGGACAAAACCCAGGUUCUGAAGCUCCUAAGGGCUGCGAUGAUGACUCGCGACGCCCUCACCAGCUUGCUCCUGCCUCCCAAGAAGUAG
Molecule: messenger RNA, 675 nt
Organism: Triticum turgidum subsp. durum (durum wheat)
Lineage: Eukaryota; Viridiplantae; Streptophyta; Magnoliopsida; Poales; Poaceae
Source: the annotation of a GenBank genome assembly